This is a messenger RNA of Aspergillus alliaceus, 1385 nucleotides long. RefSeq lists its product as uncharacterized. The transcript has 2 exons. Bases 559 to 957 code for a protein of 132 amino acids. The record is from RefSeq and is a predicted model, not a curated record. NCBI's taxonomy places the organism in Eukaryota, Fungi, Ascomycota, Eurotiomycetes, Eurotiales, Aspergillaceae. Gene Ontology annotation, molecular function: oxidoreductase activity, acting on paired donors, with incorporation or reduction of molecular oxygen; heme binding; monooxygenase activity.
GCUAAAUUGUCUCUAACACUCACUACCCAUUACCCUAGCCACUAACCUCCGCCCAUGUCCGGUUAGGGCAAGCCAGGGUCAUCACCCCCGUAGAGACACACUUGGCACCCAUCCUAAGAAAAGAGCUACUCUCAACCUUCAAUACCACUAUUCACCUUGGAAAUUAAAAUCCUCGACCAAAAGCCUAUAAGUAACCAUGACCCUCCUCAUCCCCAUCAUCCUUCUAUCACUCAUUCUAAUAUACAAACACCUCCUCUACCCCGCAUUCAUCUCCCCACUCACCAACCUCCCCCACGCCCACUUCACCACCCACUUCACCAACCUCUGGAUGAGAUGGCACCGAUAUCAUGGCCAAGCAAACAAAACCAUUCACCAUGCCCACAAAAUCCUAGAACCCAUAAUCCCCCUCGGUUCAACAGAAGUAAGCGUGAAUACCCCCGACGCAUUGCGAAUAGUGUACAGCGACAUCUGCGAUCGUGAUGAGUGGUACAGCCGGGUUUUUCAGACUUAUGGGUAUUAUCUCUUAUCAUCUAACAUGAAAAGUGACGUUUAACCCACAUGGGUAUGCUAAUAGAACAUAGAAUCCAAAAUAUGUUCUCCUAUACACAGCGUAAACCCCAUGCAGCACGGAAGCGGGUUGUAGCGUCGCUGUAUAGUAAAUCGACGUUGUAUUCGUCGCCAGAAAUGAUGAUUAUAUCUCGGAUCUUGGUGAAAGAGAGGGUUUUGUCUAUUCUGGAUAAGAGGGCACGAGAUAAGUCGCCGGCUGAUGUACUGGAGCUUGGGUCGUCGUUUGCGAUGGAUUUUAUCUGUGCUUAUUUAUUUAGGAUAAAGUGCGUACCGGACUUUCUGAGAUGCGAGACAUCUAGAAGGGAUUGGUCGGGUGCGCAUAGACGAACAAAUAUGGGAUUUGGUCUGAGUUCCCGGGUUUGGUAUCUCUCCUGCGAAGGGUGGGGGUGAAGAUUAUACCGGAUUCAGUGGUGGAAGGUGGUGAAAGAGUGAGGAAGUUAUGCCUUGUUCUGAUGGAGCGAGUAGAGAAACGUAUUGAAUCAUGAGCAGCUUACAAGGCAGCUUUUUCAAUCUUUAGAAUAUCACUCUCCGGAGAGGUCCCAAGAAAAGGGCGAUGACUAUGUUCUACAUGAACUUUCUGGGCCUGAGGGAUUGAUGGGAGUCGCUGUGACCGACUGGUCGUCGGAGUACAGCUCUGCAGGCGAGCUGGCCAGCUGCUUUGGCUCUUCCAUACCGUUGAUUGAUCAAAAGUCACAAAAUGUCAAUGUAUCAGGUAGGACAAGGACAGUUUUCAGCAGAGCAGUAGAGAGACCAGACAUGACCGAAAAUUUUGAACGUUGCAAUGGAUCAUGCUGGGAUUAACUGCGAGGAGUAGGUAG